CCAUAGCCGUGCACUUUCCCAGAGAGAAAGCGAUUUGAGAGGGAGAGAGAUGAGACGAGGGGAGAGGGAGAGAACUCCCUACAUACGAGUUCAUCACUCCACCACUAAUAAUUCGCCGUCGUCGACUCACCAUUUGCUAUGAUCUACUCCUAUAAAGCCAGCAGACUGCGCAACUUCUGGCUGGAAUUCGUUUAGAACGAAAGCCGAUCACGCGCGUACGUGGAAGCAGAGGCCAAGCCAUGCCAGCCAUGUACGCGCUGACCCCCCGCUGCACCCUCCCGCCGCACCGCCGGGCGCCGCCGCCGUGCCGGGCGGCCUCGCCGACGCCGGCGGCGCUGGCCCGCGCCGACCCGGACGAGCUGCGGUCCACGUGGCCGCAGCGCGCGUGGACGCUGGCCGGCUCGGCGGCCGUCCUCUCCUCGCUGUCCGCGUCCGCCUCCCUCGCCGCUGACUCCGGCUCCUACGCCGAGCCGCUCGCCGCCGCGCUCGCCGCCUACACCGUCGCCGACCUCGCCACGGGCGUCUACCACUGGCUCGUCGACAACUACGGGGACGCCUCCACGCCGCUCGUCGGCGCGCAGAUCGCCGCCUUCCAGGGCCACCACCGCCACCCCUCCACCAUCACGCGCCGGGAGCCCUGCAACAACCUGCACGCGCUGGCGCGCGCCGUGGCGCUCGCGCUCCCCGCCGUGGAGGCCGCGGCCGCGGCCGCCCACGCGCCGGCCGCCGCGCACGCCUUCGCGGGCACCUUCGCGGCGUGCGUGGUGCUGAGCCAGCAGUUCCACGCGUGGGCGCACGAGAAGCGCCGCCGGCUGCCGCCCGGCGUCGAGGCGCUGCAGGCCGCCGGCGUGCUGGUGUCGCGCGCGCAGCACGCCGCGCACCACCUCCAGCCCUACAGCACCAACUACUGCAUCCUCAGCGGCGUGUGGAACGGGGUGCUGGACAGGCACAAGGUGUUCGAGGCGCUGGAGAUGGUCGUCUUCUUCCGCACCGGCGUCCGCCCGCGCUCAUGGGACGAAACGCAGGCCGCCUGGAUGGAGGACACCGGCAGCGCCGCCGCCGUCGCUCUGACUGACAGUUCGUAACAUACAUCGAGCAUCUUUUUUGAGUGAUGGCCUGUACAUACAUACUACGGUUCAAAAGGUAUACAGAGGAUGAACUGGGAUUGAAUGGAUUCAAGUAAACGAGUUUAGCUAGGUGGGAAAAUAUAAAUAUUUAAUGUAUAUUUUAGGUUGGUUUUGAGGAUGCAAAUCUUGUGGUGUAUGCAAAGAGAAAAGAAUUCUUUACAAUUGAAAAUGUGAUGAUUUUUCAUGGUCU
This is a messenger RNA of Triticum dicoccoides, 1317 nucleotides long. Its product is annotated as fatty acid desaturase 4, chloroplastic-like. NCBI's taxonomy places the organism in Eukaryota, Viridiplantae, Streptophyta, Magnoliopsida, Poales, Poaceae. The record is from RefSeq and is a predicted model, not a curated record. The transcript has a single exon. Bases 240 to 1085 code for a protein of 281 amino acids.